CUUUUGUACAUCUCUUCAUCUCACCAUGGCCACUCUGGGUGAAGCUAAGCAAAUGAUAUUGGAUCCAGCCAUUAGAGACUGGGUCUUAUUACCCAUUAUGGUGGUGAUGUUACUCGUUGGUGUCCUUAGACAUCAUAUAACUGUACUUAUUACUGGAACUCCCAAGAAGCCACAGUUGAAAGCUGUCAGAGAAAGCAAAGCGUUGAUGAGAGGAUCACAACUCCGAGCUUUCCGAAAUGCUAUUCCACCACACGCUUUUGCAAGUCGCAAAGCAUUCCUUACGGAGGCAUACGACCAAGGCAAAUAUCUCAAAAAUCCAAAUGCGCCAAAGGAAGGUGUCCCUGCGCCAAAUCCAAUGACAGAUCCAGAUAUGAUGGAAGGCAUGAUGGAAGGCAUGAAAAAGCAAGUAACCAACAUGGUUCCCCAGAUGCUUAUUAUGGGAUGGAUCAAUUUCUUCUUCCAAGGCUUCGUCGUCAUUAAGCUGCCUUUCCCUUUGACCUUGCGAUUCAAGUCAAUGCUUCAAAGUGGAGUUGAUACCCGGGACAUGGAUGUUACCUGGGUUUCUUCACUUUCCUGGUAUUUCCUCAACUUGUUUGGUCUUAGCAGUGUUUUCACAUUGAUUUUGGGAGACAAUAACGGUAAUAUUCUGUAUAUUUUGGGUUUGCAUCAUUAUAAUGAGCCAAUUUAUUGACCUCACAAUUACAUUAGCUGCUGGGGCUGGCAUGAAUGAUAUGGCUGCUAUGGGAGGAGGUAUGGCAGGUAUGGCAAGCAUGGCAGCACCUGGACAACCACAAGACUUCAACAAGAUUUUCAUGGCGGAGAAAGAGAACUUGAUGAUCACCUCACAUGACUGGGAGCUGGAAUCCAUUGAGGAAAAAGUCCUCCGUAAGUAUGGUAAAUUCAC
Molecule: messenger RNA, 904 nt
Organism: Umbelopsis ramanniana AG
Lineage: Eukaryota; Fungi; Mucoromycota; Umbelopsidomycetes; Umbelopsidales; Umbelopsidaceae
Exons: 5
Coding region: 26-691 (221 amino acids)
Biological process (GO): protein folding in endoplasmic reticulum
Cellular component (GO): membrane; EMC complex
Source: RefSeq, a predicted model, not a curated record